This is a messenger RNA of Ananas comosus (pineapple), 1054 nucleotides long. RefSeq lists its product as uncharacterized. NCBI's taxonomy places the organism in Eukaryota, Viridiplantae, Streptophyta, Magnoliopsida, Poales, Bromeliaceae. The coding region runs from base 146 to 592 and encodes 148 amino acids. The record is from RefSeq and is a predicted model, not a curated record. The transcript is spliced from 2 exons.
CUGGAACCAUCGACUGGCUUCAUGCCGCUUCCACCCGCGCGCUAACUAAACCGUCGCAUAUAAAACCAAAGGAGGAGAGAGAGAGAGAGAGAGAGAGAGAGAGAAGGGUUCGUAAAACGCUCACAAAAGUGGUGUGGCGUUGGCCAUGGCGGAGCCGGAGCCGGAGCCCCAGCGCGCUCUUCCGAAGACACCGGCGGCGGGGGCGUGGCGGAGCGGCGUGCACUUCCCGAACCCGCCGGAGACGGCGACGUGGAGCGCCGGCCCGCGCUACCCGAACCCGCCGGACCCGGCGAACCCGGACCCGGCGACGCUCCGCGAGCAGUGGCUCUUCGCGACGCGGCGCUACAGCCGGUGGUACUCCCGCGCCUGGGGCGCCGCCGCCCUCGCCGCCCUCUCCUUCUUCGCCCUCGGCCGGGCCCUCAAAGGCUCCAACCCCAUCCCCUCCCACAACCCCCACCCCGCCUCCACCUCCGCCUCCUCCUCCGCUGCCGAUGAUAACCACCACAGGAGGAACCAGAAAUUGUUUCUAAAUGCUUGGUCAUGUCAGCAAUCCGUCACCUUGCUGUCAGAGAACAUACUCAUGAUAGAAUAGAUAUCGAGAAUGUUUACUUAACCGGCUACCUCGUGGUGUUCUGACGCUGUUAAUUGUAUCUAUUUUAUCAGGUAACUAUGUUUUGUCAAAAGCUUUGUAAAAAGGGUGUUAACAGCGCGAUCGCGUGUAGAAAAGCCAUGGUAGAGCAAAGUGCAGCGGCAGCAGCAGAAAGUUAGAUUAGAAGGAUGCAAUAUCCAAACAAGGAGAAUGCUCCUUUUUAAGUUGUUUUUUGAGGUUCUUGUGUAUGUACAUUAGCGAGCUUGAAACAGUGAUUUUGUGUAUAAAUGUUUGUAUGUUUAAUAUGAGCCGAGUGAUUUUGUAUAUAAAUGUUUGUAUGUUUAAUAUGAGCCGAAGUUCUCACGCACUUUGGUUUGACAUGGAUUAGAAAUUUGAUAAAUUGUAGGUGAUGUUGUUUGAGUAUUUGAUAUGAACUGUGGAGAAAAGGAAGGUGCAGUUUUAUGA